UUAUAUGUGAGAGCCAUGGUGGAUUACAGUCCAUAUCAGGACCCUGCAAUCCCCUGUCCAGAUGCAGGCAUGGCCUUUUGUAAAGGAGACUUUAGGGAUUGUAGACCAGAGGGACAUAUGCUGGUGGCAGGCCAGGAAACUCCACAGUGCCUCAUCCUGUUGUGGCCUCAUCCACUCCACUAACCACUUCAAAUACAAGCAAAAGGAGUUGUGGUGGUCACAACCUUGUCAAGCGCACACCUGCAUCAGACCCUGAGAAGAUGAGGGAACUGAUGAGGACAAAUGCACUGAAGCAGAUGAGGUUUUGAGUCUGGUAGUUUCAGAGGAGGGUGAGAAAGGUGAACACAUGCCAGGCUUAUACAUAGUGGGGUUCCGGCACAGUCUGCGUGUGUGGAGGAGGAAAUCAUACAGUAAACGAAAGCAGUCGUGUCAUUCCUGCGGUGUCAGCACUUCAGCCAACCUUUAUGAAGAGGUGGUGAACUACCAGCGCCACAUAGACGAUCCCCCAUGCCUCAUAGUGCUCAUUGGCAUGGUCCUCUAUGUGUAGGAACCUUAUACCAUGUAUCUGAAAUUUUCUGCUCUCUGUAGGACAACUCACAGUAAUGAGAAGUACUGUCCAUCGGGAGUUAGGGUAAAUGAACUACGCAGGAGGCUAAUCAAAAUCAACCCUAAUACAUUCCAGGGACCAAUAUCUCAAAUGUGACACAACACGACCCCUGAAUAAUGGUGAGAUAAAUGGACGUGAAUAUCACUUUGUUACCAAGGAAGUGUUCGAACACAUGAUUUCUAGAGUAUGGAGUGCAUAAAGGUACCAGUGGAAAAAUAUAUGUUAUUGACAAUGAACCUCGUUGCAUUCAAUCAGUGAGAACCAAGAAGCUGAAGCCCUACAUCAUAUUUGUGCAGCCCCCAUCCCCUGAAUACAUGAAGCAAACAAGAAAAGACCAGAAUUGUGUUGCCUACAGCUACAUCAUGAGAUCAUUCAAACAAGCAGGACUAUGGAGGCCAAAUACCACCAGUUCUGCGACUGCAUGAUAGUGAAUGAUGAUCUGCAGGAUUCAUGCAUGGAUCUUUUCACAGCUAUACAACAUGCUCAAGAAGAACCAUAGUGGAUACUUGCCAGCUGGCUUGCCCCUGACGAACCCUGAUACACACACACACACACACACACACACACACCGACCUUGACAUAAGAACAUAGGCCUUUUAGGACUGGAAGGGAAUUGUUUGAAGGAAUGUUAAGAGUUGACUUAACCUAACUAACAUUGCUAUAAAAAAAGGCAUAAUUCUGCAGGCAGCUUAGAGCAAAUGGAGUGAUUUUGCAUGUGAAUUAGUUAUCAGAAAAUAUAAGAUAAAUACUGCUUGCGGGAUUUCAUUGGCACCAUUUGGCAAAUAUAUAAAUAUAUUUAGGCCUUGAGGGAUUUCACUAGUUGUUUUAGGAGAUCAAAUGGUUUAUUUCUGGUGAUUUGCAUUGCCUGCAACCACAUGUUUACAUUGGCUUAGAAACUGUUUUUAGAAACAUCAUUUGUAAAAGGCAUCUGCUAAAUUAAUGUAAUUUAUGUCUAACCAAGAAUAGUCAUACUUGCAAUCAGUGAUAUUUUUCCAAAAAUGCUUUUCAGAUUAAUCUGAUUAAACAUUCUCUGUUAAACUGUCAUAUUUUGUAGAGAAAUUGUUGUGUUGUUGAAGUUGUAGAUAACCUGCAGAUUUUUAUUUAUUAUUUAUUUAUUUAUAAGAAGCAUUGCUAUUUAAUUUAAAUAUUAAUGUAUUAACCAGUGGAGAAAGGAAAAAGUAAUAUAUUUUUCUUGCAAAAAGAUAAAAGAAUAUAACAAAGACAUUUUAAAUACAUGUUAUUUAUACUUUUCAAACACUUUUCUAAGUCUGAUUUUUCUGUCAGUGAUGUUAAAAGCUCAGGGUAUUUCAACUAUAUUACUGCCAUUAUAGACAAAUUCUGUUAGUCACAUUUCAUCUCUUAUAUAGAUUACGGAUUAUUACUUUUCCGGAGGUGAGGCAUACUCUCAUGUUGUGAUUAUUAUACACAGUUUGUCGGCAUGCCACCUGUACUAUAUGUAUUGGAAAUGUGUCACUUCAAAAUAAAGCAAUAUAUAUUUUAAAACUAAGAACUAGGUGAACUUAUUUGUUUCACUUGGUGUUUUUUAGUGGAAUUAUUUAAGCAUGCUUAAUACAUAUUUAUUAUGUAACAGCUUUGAUGAAUGGUAUCUAGAUAAGGGGUUAUCUCAUUGUACACACUAGUGUGUGUAGGUGUGGUUCUCGCAGGGUGUCCUUACUAACCGAUCUAUGCCACACUAAUUCCCUCCUUGGCAGAUGCACGUCUGUGAGGAUUAAGCCCAGGAUUAGACAGCUUGACGGCAAAGCCAAGACUCCUUUCCUACUCUCACACCAUCAGCUCCUGCACCGGGACGCCAGCCUGACAAUAAUGAGAGGAAAACAAUUGGAAUUCCUAAGUAAAACAGUGAUUUGAUGACAAAAUAAGUGCUGAUUUUGGGUGCAUAAAGUCCAGACACCAGAGCCAAAAUGCCAAGUGUCAAACACAAAAAAAAGAAAGUCAAGAAAGAGAUCAAUGAAGUGGAGGAACCAGAAGCUGGGACAGAGCCAGCUAUAGAAAUGGAGGGUCUUGAAAGUCGCAGACAGUCUGAAAGCAGAGAGCCACUGACCCCUGAACCUCAGGAGAAUCCACCGCAGAGGAAGAAGAAGAAGAAGAAGGCUCAUCCUUUAGAUUAUGAGAGUGAACAACAAGACCUUGCAAAUGGAGAUGUUCAAGAGCCCCAUACAGAUGGUGAAGAAGUUACCAAAAAAACCAAGAGGAAACGAAAGGCCAAGUUGAUGGAGAACCAGUCCCAUAAUGAGCUAGGUGUGGAGGAAGAUGACAUCAUUACUGAUGUGCAUGCACCGAUUUCCCAACGUUCUUUAUUCUCUGCCCCUCUGGGUCACAGCCAUCCAACCGGAAAAGUGUUUGUAGAAAACAACCCAGGGCGAUUCCAGGCUAACGAUCAUUUGGACUUAUCCCGUGACCAGCUGGAGGAGUACAUGGAGGUCAGACCCAUGUUGAAUACACGAGAUGUUGCCAUGAGGGUCCACAGCGGCUUCAGGAUCAUUGGACUCUUCUCUCAUGGAUUUCUGGCGGGGUACGCGGUGUGGAAUAUCAUUGUUGUGUAUGUGUUGGCCGGAGAGCAGCUGACCAAACUACCCAACCUUCUCCAGCAGUAUCAUAGUCUGGCUUACCCAGCACAGUCUCUGCUCUACCUUCUGCUGGCUAUCAGCACUGUGUCUGCCUUUGACAGGGUGAAUCUGGCUAAAGCCUCCAUGGCUCUUCGAGGAUUUCUCAGUCUUGAUCCGGCAGCUCUUGCUUCCUUCUUGUACUUUGCUGCUCUCAUUCUGUCUCUAAGUCAGCAGAUGACCAGUGAUCGUAUACAUCUCUACCCCACAGCAAACGAGACACUUUGGCCACCAGGUUCAGAACAUCAGAUUCUACAGCCCUGGAUCGUGGUAAACCUGGUUGUAGCUCUGCUGGUUGGACUGGCAUGGGUGUUUGUUGCUACACGACCAGACAUGGACUACACUGAAGAUUUUUUAAUGGCAAUGGAAGUGGAGGAGUUUCCACGCCAUGUUGAGAAAAUCGAGCUUGCCGCCUGAGACUGAUACAUGCUUUUCAUUUAUCAAUGAUAAGAAAUCAAUAUUUAAAACAUUGAUGGACUGUAAUAAUAUGACAUUUAACACUGUUAUGCUAAAUGUUUUUAAGUAAAUAUUUUGUAUUGUACUUUAUUUUUGAGUUUGUUGUAUAGAUACUUAUUGUGCUAUAUACAAGUAAACAUUUUCGUAAAGUU
This is a messenger RNA of Myxocyprinus asiaticus (Chinese sucker), 3839 nucleotides long. RefSeq names its product transmembrane protein 237a (gene tmem237a). Gene Ontology annotation, cellular component: ciliary transition zone. Lineage: Eukaryota; Metazoa; Chordata; Actinopteri; Cypriniformes; Catostomidae. The transcript is spliced from 23 exons. Gene Ontology annotation, biological process: cilium assembly. The record is from RefSeq and is a predicted model, not a curated record. The coding region runs from base 2530 to 3648 and encodes 372 amino acids.